Lachancea fermentati is the source of this 690-nucleotide messenger RNA. NCBI's taxonomy places the organism in Eukaryota, Fungi, Ascomycota, Saccharomycetes, Saccharomycetales, Saccharomycetaceae. The record is from the annotation of a GenBank genome assembly.
AUGGAAGAUACAAAGAAAUUAAACACCUCAAAACUUGGCACCAAAGAGUAUUGGGAUGAUUUUUACGAGCUUGAAACCAACAACUUCAAAGAGAAUCCGGAAGAUACCGGCGAAUGUUGGUUUGCCGAUAACGAUGCCGAAGACAAAAUGAUCGAAUUUCUUAUAGACAAUACCGGCGAAUAUCGUGUUUCCUCUGACUCUUCGAUGAUUGAUCUUGGUACUGGCAAUGGGCAUUUACUUUUCCAGCUUUAUGAAGAAGGAUUUCAUGGUAGGAUGGUCGGUGUAGACUAUUCAGCAAAAUCUGCCGAAUUUGCGGCCCAGAUCUUGCAGUCAAAGUAUCCAGAAGCUACUAACCUCUUUUUUGAAGCUUCGGAUAUUUUUAGCACAAAUUGGAACCCCGGGCAAUUUGAUGUCGUUUUAGAUAAGGGCACUCUGGAUGCCAUUGCCCUUAGUGGGAUUGUAGGUGAAAAUGGCCAAUCGAUUGUUCAGCUAUAUCCAAAGGUUGUUGAAAAGCUGCUAACAAAGGACAGUAUCUUCCUCAUCACAUCUUGUAACUUCACUCAAGAUGAGCUCAUACAAAUCAUUGAAUCCGAACAUCUGAGAGUUUGGAAGACUAUUGAGUAUCCUGUAUUUGAAUUUGGUGGGGUCAAAGGUGCCAGUAUUUGCAGUGUUGCGUUUGUCAAAAAAUAG